AUGCAUUCGAAUCUCCCCCAUAUUAAUCCUAAAGAUCCGCAUUUGGAUUGGAUCCCCCCUUGCAAAAGGAUCUAUGGGCCGAAAGAGGUCGUAUCAUUCCAGAAAUCUGUUGCAAUUGAGCGCAUUCAGUCAACACUCUUCCUUAUAUGCUCCAAAAUAAGUCUUACAGACGUCCCCCAUGGGGUCCUAGAUGAUCAAUUGGUUGCAUUUGAAAAUGCAAGGCAUCCAGGUGUGGCAAUGUCCGGGGAAUCACGUGCUAGAGAACGCCAGAUGAAGGCGUCCAUAAAUUCUUUCGAUCUUCCUCCACCCGUGUCUGACAAAUUCUCCAUAGAUAAGAUGUCCAAACCCGUUUUAUCUGUUCUUCGAUUGCUCGAUGAACUAAAGACCUUAAUGGAUGAAACCCCACCUUUUCCCGGCCCGCGAAGAUACGGCAAUAUGGCAUGUCGCGAUUGGCAUGACAAGCUAUCGAGUAGGAUAGAUCACUGGCUUGAUAAAUAUAUGGGCCAAUACUAUCAGGUCCCCCAGUCUGAACAUAGAUCUUAUACCUUUUUUACAGAGCUUCGAUACUAUUUUUUGGGGUCUUUUGGCUCUAGGGAACGUUUGGAUUUUGGAACGGGUCAUGAACUUUCUUUUCUAGCCUUUCUAUCGUGCCUCAUUAUGACAGACAUUUUUCCUCGAGAUGAAAUAACAGGACAAGACUAUCUUGUGAUAUUUUCUAAAUACUAUGAUUUUGUCAGAACUCUUAUACUGACUUAUACGUUAGAACCAGCUGGAUCGCAUGGCGUUUGGGGAUUGGAUGACCAUUUCCAUCUAAUUUACAUUUUAGGAGCCAGUCAAAUGGUUGAUUUCAAAAAACUAGAAUCUGAGAAAAAAAGCUCAGAGGCUCUCAAUUACCGAAUGGGUCUUACUCCUACCUCUCUGCUUAAUCCCAGUGCUCUCAAACGAAACAGGACUCGCAAUUUGUACUAUAAUGCCAUUGCAUUCAUCAAAAGAGUCAAAUUCGGGCCUUUCAAUGAACAUUCACCUUUGCUAUAUGAGAUUUGCACUUCUAAAACUUGGGAAAAAAUAGCCAAAGGUAUGGUCAGAAUGUAUUACGGAGAAGUCCUUUCGAAAUUCCCAGUAGUUCAGCAUUUUUACUUUGGUCACGUGCUUUUACCAUGGCUCGAUAAAGAUACUUUGGCACCUUUACCUGAGUCUUCCCCUGAGGACGAAGAGCCUACGGGCGAGAAACCGGAUAUAGACGACGAAACUACAUUUAGAAGUGGAGCAGAAAUCGCUAUGGAUUCCCUCUAUAGCAAGCGAGAGCAUCAAUUAGCGAAGCUUCAGAAUGAAAAAAAUAGGUUAAGUUCCACGGGUAACCGCGGUGGAGCUGAACUACCUACGAGCAAUUCCAGGUGGCCAACAAACACACCAAAGACGAAAGGGAAGUGA
Messenger RNA from Brettanomyces nanus, 1431 nucleotides. RefSeq lists its product as uncharacterized. Gene Ontology annotation, biological process: mitotic spindle organization. The transcript has a single exon. Gene Ontology annotation, molecular function: peptidyl-prolyl cis-trans isomerase activity; protein tyrosine phosphatase activator activity. Gene Ontology annotation, cellular component: cytoplasm; protein phosphatase type 2A complex; nucleus. The record is from RefSeq and is a predicted model, not a curated record. Bases 1 to 1431 code for a protein of 476 amino acids. NCBI's taxonomy places the organism in Eukaryota, Fungi, Ascomycota, Pichiomycetes, Pichiales, Pichiaceae.